Messenger RNA from Saccharomyces eubayanus, 1695 nucleotides. RefSeq names its product Tbf1p (gene TBF1). The transcript has a single exon. NCBI's taxonomy places the organism in Eukaryota, Fungi, Ascomycota, Saccharomycetes, Saccharomycetales, Saccharomycetaceae. The coding region runs from base 1 to 1695 and encodes 564 amino acids. Gene Ontology annotation, molecular function: double-stranded telomeric DNA binding; protein homodimerization activity. The record is from RefSeq and is a predicted model, not a curated record. Gene Ontology annotation, biological process: telomere maintenance via telomere lengthening.
AUGGACUCGCAACUGCCCAAUAACAAUGAAAGCAUGAAUCGCUUCAAUGACAUCAUCCAGAGCCUGCCCGCGAGAACUAGACUAACAAUAUGCUCACUUUGCCUGUUGGAUAACAUCUCCACGCAGUUGUUACGGUUUCUGAUCCUGAAUGCCAACUCCCCCAACAUCAUCGCAGUCCUAACCGAUCAGACCGCCUUCCUGAGCUCUGGCGAAACAGAAAUAUUUCAAACGCUGGUCAAGCUUUUCAAGCAGAUUAGAAUGAUCUACCACACCAGGUCCCCUUUGCUUUCGGUCCACGACGUGGCGCCCGGCUUGUGGUUCCCUAACUCACCCCCUCCGCUCAUACUAAGAGGCCACGAGGCCUUCAUCAUCACUGCCAUCAGAAAGGCCAACCUGCUGACUUUCCUGUUGACAUCGCUGAACUGUCUCAACUACGGAUUCGAGCUGCUGCAGUCGAUUUUCCUUGAUAUUUUCUGUCCGAACACAAACACUGUGGGUAACAGUUCGUUGGAACAAAGCGGGAAGUUCCUGAAAUCGCAGGCCAUCCUUUACCUCGAUCUGAAAACACAGGCCUAUAUUGCCGGGUUGAAAGAGUUUCAGGACGAGGCAAACGAAAUAUCCCUGGAGAAAAAGCAAGAGCUACUGGACUUAAUUUUCCCAUCUAACCUAGCCGAUAUUCUCGUGCGAAGAAGAACCGGAGAUUCUGGAGACAUCACACUUUUAACUCCAUCGGAAAAGGACUUCGUUGAAAGGUGUGAUCGUCGUAGAGAAAAUCUGAAGAUUGUUCAGGAUUUCAACUCUUUGACUCAAAGCUACGAAUGGGCUCAGUUCAUAAGAGAACUGCUGGACUACUGUAAUAAGAACAUGGGUCUCAUCAUUUGGGGCAGAAAGGGCCGCGGAAAAUCGCCACUUUAUGAAUUCGACUCCAAUGAGUUCGACCCUCAAGUGCUUUUCUCCACGGGCGCGAAGACUCUAGAAUUUAUGGACGAUCAGAACCAGCCGAACGGUGGGUCUGCAUUUUUGUCAUCUUCUCGCCCCAGCCAUUUCGACAAUCAAGCAUCUUCUACAGAUACAACCUCUAAAAACCCCGCCAUCACACAAUCUAUCGUGGAUGCUGCCGUUGCGGCCUCGAUGAGUAAUAGCGGCUCAGGCCCCAGCUCCGCCCGCAGCAACAGUAACACUGGCAACAAUAAUGGUAGUAUCGGGUUAAGGAAACCAAAAGCAAAGAGAACCUGGUCCAAAGAGGAAGAAGAGGCGCUUGUGGAAGGUCUUAAAGAAGUCGGUCCAUCAUGGUCCAAGAUUCUGGAUUUAUACGGUCCUGGUGGUAAAAUUACUGAAAAUUUGAAGAACAGAACCCAAGUCCAAUUAAAGGAUAAAGCGCGCAAUUGGAAACUGCAAUACUUGAAGAGUGGUAAACCGCUCCCUGACUAUUUGAUAAAAGUCACGGGUAAUUUGGAAAAAAUCUACAAAGCAAAGAAGAAAUUCUCGCAAUCUCCAAGCUCAUCUAGUAUCAUGGAACAAAAUUUAUCUCAACGCCCCUCAUCUUCAGGUGCUUCUGCUAAUAACGAUGACACCCAGUCUCACCGGGAUGAUUCUCAUGGUCAAAGCAAUGAUAAUAUGCCGUCUAAUGGGCUUUUCGGAACAAGCACAUCAGACAAUACUGGGUUUGAUCCUCAUCUAGAAGAUGGGAUGUAA